CCCGCAUCUCCACGGGCUCUGUGGAGGACUGCGGCCGUUCACCGUCGUUUUGGAACUCAGCGUCGCCCCGCGUCAUUGUGCUCAAGAUCCGCUGCCUAGAAAUAUCCCAGCCCUGGUCCUUCGAUGUUCCCGACGCUCGCCGGCGUGCCUAGCCGCGUCUCGCGUCCGUGAGUCGCCGAUGUUUGCAUUGCUCGGUAAAUUUGCAUUACCAUCGUUUCAGAGUGCUGUACAUGGACGAUUCACCAUUCGGAGCCUCCCAUAUGUGCCAGAUAGUGACAACGAAAAUAGUGGCAUGGACCACUGGAGUUACCAUUGCUGAGCACUUCUGAAAUUCUUGAGAUUCAGUUUGACCCCAUACAUUGAUUUGAUGGGACUCCAGGUUUCAGUUGCAAACGGAAACAACAGUAGUAAUCUGCAGGGAUUGGACGCUUUUGCAGCUGAACAGCAGGCAGACUGUCAUGGGCAUAUGUCAUUGUAAUUUUGUUCAAUUUUGUCUAGGAGCAUUCUGAAGCUAGAUUGAGUGGAAAUCUAACUUAAUGUGGAGAAUCGUAGCGUAUAUAGUUUACUCAUUGCUAAUGUUGUGUUCUGCUCAAUUCCUUCAUUAGGAAUCGGUCACCGUCAUUUAGAGUAGCAACUAAUGAUGUACUCAUUUUCUUUAUUACAUGUGCUACUUGUUCUAAUAUCUAGUCUUACUCUUACAACGUGUUUUAUGGUUGCAUAGCUAGUGGAGGGCUGUUGAAAAUGUUGCACGUAGGAGUCAGAUGAUUACCUUUGUUGAGAGUCCAUCCUAAGAGUUUCCCUAUGCCCCAGCUAUGAGGUGUCGUUGAUGCAUACUUGGCUUAGACCAACAGCGUCAGUAUCAACCAUCCGAAGAUAAGCACAAGCUUGCGCUGAGUGAUGCAUCUUGGAUGGAAUCAAACUCGCCAUCCAAAAGUGUGCCUGAAACAGCAACACAGAUUGCAGAUAAUGUUGAUUCAUGUACAAGUGCUGUUGGCAGUGAUAAAAAAAACAAGGCAUGCCUCGCAGGUUUCAGAAAAUUUGCGAGCCCAAGUUCCACCCACCAAAGAGAUUUCAUGCCUUACAUUAGGCGUGCAGCUGAAAGGAAGCUGCUGCAGCCUCAGGUCCUCUGGAUGAGCCUCCUUUGCAAAGCUGAAGCAGAAUGUUUCCUUGAUGUCCCGUCUAGUUUACUUUGCGAGGACUACGCGUGUUGGAUGUUGCGAAUUCCUGAAGCUGAGCAUGGUGCUGCAGACUCAGCUGCACUUGUUGGAGAGGGCCAGUACUGGUACUAUCCCGGUUCCACAUUUUUCUACUCAGCUACACCAAGCUCGUAUACUCCGGCGCCAUUGUUGAUGUAUGCAUGAGAAAGCUGAUGUUUUAUCCAGAAGUCGUUGAUUUUCUCGAAGAGGACAAAGAUGAAUUCCCUUUUG
This is a messenger RNA of Lolium rigidum, 1427 nucleotides long. RefSeq lists its product as uncharacterized. The transcript has 2 exons. NCBI's taxonomy places the organism in Eukaryota, Viridiplantae, Streptophyta, Magnoliopsida, Poales, Poaceae. The record is from RefSeq and is a predicted model, not a curated record. The coding region runs from base 909 to 1361 and encodes 150 amino acids.